Molecule: messenger RNA, 2347 nt
Organism: Gaeumannomyces tritici R3-111a-1
Lineage: Eukaryota; Fungi; Ascomycota; Sordariomycetes; Magnaporthales; Magnaporthaceae
Exons: 4
Coding region: 215-2053 (612 amino acids)
Source: RefSeq, a predicted model, not a curated record
GCCCUCACUCCCCCAGUGCGACACAAUCACGAACGAUGGAGAGUGAGCUGGCAUUGACCACGUCGCGAUAAGUGGUUCAGUGCUCUGUGGCCGAGUACACGUGCUCAGCCCCCGGGCCCUUCAUAAAACCUCCAAUAUCGUUUUGCUCUGGACGGCUCGGCGAGCGCCUAAGAAUCCCACCAGCUCCUCGCUUUGUUAUUUCGCCGUCGCAGAGAUGACAGUAGAAGAAGUAGACCAGGUAGUGAUUGGCGCAGGCUUUGCCGGACUGGCCUCCGCAAAGGCGUCGCUCCAGCUUCACCCGGAGCGGUCGCUGGUGGUCCUCGAGGCCGCCCCCACCGUCGGCGGCGUCUGGGCCGCCCACCGCCUCUUUGACGGGCUGCGCACGAACAACAUGCUGGGCACGUACGAGUACCCCGACUUCCCCAUGGACACGGCCACCUUUGGCGUCAAGCCCGGCGAGCACAUACCCGGCCGCGUGGUGCACAAGUACCUCAACGCCUACGCGGCAAAGUUUGGCGUCGCCGACAAGAUCCGCUGCGGCUGGGACGUCGUCUCGGCCGAGCAUCAGGAGGACGAGGGCGGCUGGCGCCUGACGGUCGCCGCGGCCGGCGGGACCAAAAAGAUCCUGGCCCGGCGGCUCGUGGUGGCCACGGGCCUGACGUCGGAGCCCUUCAUGCCGCACAUCGAGGGCCAGGAGACGUAUGGCAAUCCCAUCUUCCACCGGAUGAGCUCCGAGGAGGACGAGGGACUCCUGACCAAGGCCAAAAACUUUACCGUUUUCGGCGGCACCAAGUCGGCCUGGGAUGCCGUGUACGCUGCGGCGACCAAGGGCGUCCAGGUCGACUGGAUCAUCAGAGAGAGCGGCCAUGGACCGACUUGGAUGGCGCCCCCUUACGUGACACCGCUGAAGAAAUGGCUCGAGAAGCUCGUCGUGACACGCCUCCUCACGUGGUUCAGCCCGUGCAUCUGGGGCGACGCCGACGGCUUUGCGGGCGUGCGGUCGCUCCUGCACGGCACGUGGAUGGGGCGGGCCGUUGUCAACACCUUCUGGGGCAUCCUGGGCGGCGACGUCGUGACGCUCAACAAGUUCGACUCGCACCCGGAGCUGGCCAAGCUCAAGCCGUGGAGCAACCCCAUGUUCGUCGCCAGCUCCUUCUCCAUCCUCAACUACCCGACCGACUUCUUCGAGCUGGUGCGCGCCGGCACCGUGCGCGUCCACAUCGCCGACCUCAAGGGCCUGUCCAAGGGCAAGGUCCACCUGGCCGACGGCACCGCCCUGCCCAGCGACGCGCUGUGCUGCGUGACGGGCUGGAAGCACGUGCCGGCCUUCAAGAUGCUGCCCGAGGGGCUGGACGCCCGCCUGGGGGUGCCGCACCCGGCCGCCGGGUCGCCGCUCGCCAACCCGGCCCGCCUUGGCCGCGCCGACGCCGAGAUUCUGAUGCGCUUCCCGCGCCUGCGCAACCAGCCGGUCCAGAACGCCAAGCUCAAGCCGCUGCUGGAGGAGGGAUCCGGCCUGGACGCCGCCGCGACCGACGUCUCGCGCGGGCCGCAGGACGAGUCCCUGACGGCGUGGGCGCUGCACCGGCUCAUCGCCCCGCCCGACGCGGGCCAGGUGCGGCGCCACCGCGACGUGGCCUUCGCGGGCGUCAUGAUGAACUUUGACGUGCCCAUGGUCUCGCACGUGCAGGCGCUCUGGAUCCAGGCCUACUUCGACGACGCGCUGGCGCCGGGCGUCGUGCCCCGCCGCCUGCCCGAGGACGAGGCCGACGACUACGACGACGAGGACGACGGCGCCGAGGACGCCGAGGUCGAGGCGCUGAAGUACCAGACGGUCUUGCACAGCCGCUUCGGCAAGUGGCGGUACCCGGCCGGCCACGGCGACAAGUUCCCCGACUUUGUCUUCGACGCUCUCCCCUAUAUCGACUGGCUCGUCGGCGACCUGGGCCUCAGGGUCCACCGCAAGAAGAACUUGCUGGCCGAGGCGCUGCAGCCGUACGGGCCCGAGGAUUAUGCCGACCUGUUUUCCGAGUGGGUGGCCAAGAAGCGUGUGUAACAUGGCUCAUUAAGCCCAUGUAAAGUGGUGUUUAGCACUGCAAAAAUUGGGCUACAGCAGGUGGCUGGAGGUCCCUUCCAUUUAGGUGUUGCGGGAACUUGUUUAUUGGGACGCGGCGGGGCAAUAGUUACGUUUGGUGACGUAAUUGAUAGCGAUCAUAUUCCUGAAUUGAAGCUAUUUUUAUCAAAUCGCGAGAAGCUUUCGCCCCGUCGGAACUCGAAGCAAGAGAGGCGUCUGAUUCAAACGUAGAGUAAUUAUAGAUUGAACUGACAAAAUUUAUACCCUGAACCUCAU